Messenger RNA from Cuscuta epithymum, 4414 nucleotides. The record is from the annotation of a GenBank genome assembly. NCBI's taxonomy places the organism in Eukaryota, Viridiplantae, Streptophyta, Magnoliopsida, Solanales, Convolvulaceae.
CUUCUCUCUACAACCCUAAAAGCAACAACGCCUCAGCCCUCAGCCCGAUCGACGCCGCUGGAACAACCGUCGACAAGACUUCUUCCACGCCGUUGUGUCCACUGCCGACAAAGGCCAACGCCUCUGAGUCCGAUGGUGCAGCCAUAAAUUUCCACUGACUUUGACGCCUCUUGCUUGGUAUCCAUCCACCGGCCCUCAGCCCGACGCCUCGGAGUCCGAGAAUCAUUUCCGCCUCUCAGCACCGGGCCUCUACUAUUCAGAUGCCAAAUUCCUUGCGUAAUUCAAAUGCAUCAAUUCGAGGCCGUGACCGUGGUCGAGGCGGAGGCCAAACGUCUCGCGAUCACCUGAUGGGAGACAAUGAUGGUUCGAAUAACAAUUCAGGUCAACCCGACACACGCAUUUCUGGUCAACUCUCUCAUGUGCGUGGGGGUGGGGGUGGUGGAACGUCCUCACAGCCUCAGAAUGAGCUGGCCGGGAACCAAAGAUGGAUAACGGCGGAAGAAGUUCUCAGCGAUGGAACAAUUUUACCAACCAUUGAAAAGAUUGUCUCUGAACAUUAUCCUACCGAGGCUUGUGCCACGUAUGGUCUAAUAUCAAAAAAGCUGCGGACUCAAUACUUUGACCAGUUCACGCAUGAAUAUAUGUGGAAUCCGAUUGAGACGAAUGAGAUUAUGAAGAACUUUCAUACUAGUGCAUCGGGUUGGCUCACUUUUACAUUUUCUCAUGCCUGAUCCGACAAUACCAAGCCGGAAUGGAUUACGGAUAAAUGUUGUGUGGCAGACUCUUUUGGAUUACUGGGAGAAUAAUGAAACAUUUAAAAGAUACAGUGAAGCAGGGAAGAAGAACAGAAACUGCCCAAAUGCAAAGAAUACCCAAUGGCAUGGUGGACGUUCAUCAACGUUUGACCAUAAUAAAAAAUUGGAAGAAAAGAUGAAGAAGAAAGUUAGGAGAUUGGUACUUUUGAACAAGUGUUGGGCUCCGAAAUCUGGGCCACUUCCACCCCGUAUUGUCGAGACAACGGUAAGAAAUGAAUGAAAAUGAAUAUAUGUUUGUAUUCUUCACUUAUUUACUAUAAUUAAAUUAUUGUGUAGGAUAAUUAUAAAGAAUUGAUGACUGAGAAGUUGACUGAAAUUGCCGCCGCCGGGGGGGGGGGGGUGAAGUUGUUGAGGAGGAGAUUGAUGACGAUGCAAUCAUCGUAUAUAGUAUUGGCGAUCCGGUGAAGAGGCGGUUGCGGGGAAUGGGCUCACUCUCUCGCUCCAUUCUAAGAAAAUCCCGUGGUUGUAGUUCUUCUCAAUCCGGACCUUCUCGGAAAGAAAUUGAUGAGUUACGUGAGGGGUUAAAAAGGCAACAGGAUAAAGAAGAAGCCCGAGAAGUUGAAAUGUGGGAAAUGCGGGCUUUGGUUGUUAAAUUAUCGCAACAAUCUCAAAUGGUCGGGGUGGGCGGAUAUAACUAAGGGUUGCUAUUCCAAGCCCGACAAAUACCCUUUGGCAGUUGCUAUUCCAAGCCCGACAGUCAGCUUUUUUUCACUACACCGUCGGGUGGGAUGUCGGGAGGGGGGAUGCCGGGUGGGAUGCAAGGGGGGCAGCCGGUGGGGCAACCUGGUCACCAUGGUCAGCCCGGAGGUCAGCCCGACGGUCAGCCCGGAGGUCAACCCAGAGGUCAACCCGGAAGUGAUUUUGAUAUCAGGGGAUAUUUUGCGGAUCACGAUGACGAUGCUCAAUUAUAAUUGAGUUUUUUUAAAAGAGCAAAAGAGGCGAAGAAAGAGUAUAAAAGAGUGCAUGCUCUUCUCUUACUUUCUCCUCUUGAUAAUACUAUCAAGCAUGAUCUUGCUAUGGCCAAAAAAGUGCUCUCUAUUUUAAAAAAGCCGAGGAAGACUUUUUUAGACAAAAGGCUAAAGCCAAUCAUCUUUUCCUCAGUGACCGUGGGACUAAAUACUUCCACUCAAUUGUUCGAAAAAAUGUGGCUAAGAAUUCUAUCACUACUAUUAAGCUUCCUAAUGGGACCUCUACUACUUCUAUGGAUCAUGUGGCUGCUGAAUUUGUUAGGUUUUAUACUGGCCUCUUUGGAGCAUCAGUUCCAAGUGUUAGUAUUGAUCCUAACAUUGUUCGUUCGGGCAUUUGUUUGGACACUGCUAGAGCUACUCAACUUAUUGGCCCUAUUUCUGACAAUGAGAUUAAGGAUGCUCUCUUUGAUAUUGGGGAUAACAAGGCCCCUGGCCCUGAUGGCUAUACCUCGGCCUUUUUCAAACAUAACUGGAACAUUGUUGGCCAUGAUGUUAUUCUUGCCGUGAGAGGUUUUUUCAACUCAGGGAAACUCUUGAAGCAACUUAACCACACGGUUAUUGCUCUUAUCCCUAAAACCUCUCAUGAUCCUACGGCGGCUGACUUUAGACCGAUUGCCUGCACCAAUGUCAUCUAUAAGACCAUUACCAAGAUCAUUGCUACUAGAAUGAUUCCUUGUUUACCGGAUCUUAUUGAUCCUUCUCAAGGGGCUUUUAUUGAUGGAAGACUUAUGAUUGAAAAUAUCUUUCUUGCUCAAGAACUUGUCAAAGGCUAUUCGAGAAAGCAUAUGUCUCCUAGAUCUAUGAUCAAGGUUGAUCUUAGGAAAGCCUAUGACACCAUCUCCUGGGGUUUCUUGUAUGAGGUCUUGUUGUCUAUUGGUUUCCCUACCAGAUUUGUUGGAUGGAUCAUGGAGUGUGUUUCCACUCCUUCUUUUUCUAUUUCUAUAAAUGGUAUCCUUCAUGGUAACUUUAAAGGGAAGAGAGGACUUAGACAAGGGGAUCCCAUGUCCCCUCUCCUUUUUGUGUUGUGCCUUGAGUACUUCUCUAGACUUAUCCAUAAUAGAACUAAAACUCCGGCUUUUAAGUUUCACCCGAAAUGUGGUAAACUUAAAAUAUCUCAUAUCGCGUAUGCUGAUGAUCUUAUGCUCUUUUCUAGAGGGGACUAUUCCUCUAUUAAAGUGCUUAUUGAUGCCUUGGAUGAGUUCGGUAAUGCUUCUGGUCUUAAAGUCAAUUUUGACAAGUCUAAUAUCUUCCUUGGUGGCUUGGCUGAUUAUGACAUUGCCCAUAUCCUGAAUAUGAUUGACUUUAAGGAGGGGACUUUCCCUGUUAGAUAUUUGGGAAUCCCUUUGGCUCCUCUUAAGGUCUCUGUGGCACAGUAUGCCCCUCUGUUGGGUUCCAUUACUAAUUGUAUUAAUGCUUGGAAUACCAAGACUCUUUCUUAUGCGGGGAGAGUUGAGCUUAUCAAGGUGUCCAUUCUUUCUGGCUACAAGCACUCCCUAUUCCUAAGGCGGUGCUGGAUAGAAUCACUUCUAUCUGUCGCAUCUUCCUUUGGGGGUGCAAGUAUGCUAGAGUGGCUUGGGCUGAUAUUUGUUUUCCCAAAGAGGAAGGUGGGCUUGGCAUACAUAAUACCCAUGUGUGGAAUUCCGCACUCCUUGCCAAAACCCUUUGGGAUAUCCAUAUUAAAAAGGAUAACCUUUGGGUGAAAUGGAUCCACGGUGUCUACCUUAAUGGUAGAGGUGUGUGGGAGUUCACACCGCAUAAAAGAGACUCCCAAUUGAUUAAGAAGAUUGCUUUGAUUAGGGAUCAAAUCUUAUCCCAUUUUGAGAAUAUUCAUGAUGUUAUUGAAUACCUUAAUAAUUGCCAAAACAAUGGCAAACUUUCCUCGUCUAAGGUCUAUGAUCUUAUCAGAGCUAGGGGGGAACCUCAACAGUGGAUGUCUUUCAUUUGGAAGACCUAUAUUCCUCCCAAGUUCUCUUUCACGGUCUGGCUUGCCUUCCGUAACCGUUUGGCCACUUGUGAUAACUUGUAUAGGCUCGAUGUUGUUAACAUUUGCCCUUUUUGUAAGGGUGGUCCGGAAACGGUGCCACACCUAUUUUUUGCUUGUUCUUUUUCAGGUACCAUUUGGAACAGGGUCAAAGGUUGGUUGGGGAUCCCUAGAGAGAUGAGGACCUUGCGCAGCUCGCUAAAGUGGAUCAAAAGGCAAAGACAAGGAGCAGGAAUCAAAGCAAAAGCGGCCAGGAUUGCGUUCUGUUACUCUGUCUACUGGAUUUGGAGGACCCGCAAUGCCACUGUUUUUGACGGCCUUAUCCCUAAGGAGGAUGAUGUGUUUGCUAGAAUACAAUACAUUGUGUAUAAAAUCCUUUAUAACCUGUAUCCGCAUAGCCUUGUAGGUUUUUGAUUGUUCCUUUUGCUCGGCCUCCAACUUGUGUUUGUGUUUGGCCGUGCCUUUGUUGCUGCCAGUGAGGGAUGGGCUAUCCUUGUAGGUUUGCCUUCAUUUUUGUUUCCCUUUGUUUGUACAUUCUGAACCUUUGGUUUCUUGGAUGAUUUUUUAUAUAUACUUACAUUUCAUCCAAAAAAAAUUGAGUUUUUUUAAAUGUAUUCGAAUUUUUGUUACAGAAAUAUCCGUUGUAAAAC